Molecule: messenger RNA, 5914 nt
Organism: Linum trigynum
Lineage: Eukaryota; Viridiplantae; Streptophyta; Magnoliopsida; Malpighiales; Linaceae
Source: the annotation of a GenBank genome assembly
UGUCAAGCAUUUUAUACAUGAUUUUUUCCCCUCGUAUUAUGAUCGAACCAUCUUUGAUUAUUCUUCAUUUCGUUGAUGUCUAGCUACUAUGUUAAACGAACGAGCCCUUGCCUUCCGCCUAGAGGUGGCAAUUUCAAUCCAAUCCAAUCCAUCAAUCCAUUAAAAAUAUCCACCUAAUCCAAUCCAUUUAAAUCCAAUCCAUUUUAUCCAAAUCCAAUUGGAUUGGUGGAUUCAUGGAUUGGAUCCAUGGAACAUUGGCAAAUUACGGUUUAGUACCUAUAAUUUUUUUUUUUACAUUUUGGUACCUAAAAUUUAAUUUUUUAUACGAAAAUAUCAUUGGAAAAUUACGUUUUGGUGCCUAAAAUUUUUCAUUAUGACAUUUUAGUACCUAAAUUUUUUACAUUUUACAUAUUGGUCAUUGGUUGAGGAUGUCAUUUGGAUUCAUGGAUAAUCCACCAAUCCACUUGAUCCAAUCCAUGAAUCCACCAAUCCAUUAGAUCCAAUCCAUUUGAUCCAUGAAUCCACCAAUCCAAUCCACCAAUCCACCAAUCCAAUCCAUUUGCCACCUCUACUUCCGCCCUUGUCUCGCAUUGUACUGGCUUGUUCUCGACAUGUCAGGUGUAACAAUCCUAACCCAAAUUUCUCUUAUUCACACUUUUACUAAAACCAUACCCUAAUAAGAAAUUGGAUAUGUACUCUCUUUCUACCUUUGAAAUACAUACCCAAAAAAUGCCGUAUUAACUUCUUCCGACUCUCUAACCCAAACCAAACUACACAACAAUUCGUCCUUAAUUUAAAAUGAAAUAAGUAUGAAUAUUGAGUUACCGCAAGUCCGCGGGUUGCCGUGACUCUUAGACUAGUGGUCUGAUGUCGUCCUCCUCGUAUUCGUAGAAAGAAAAAGAAAAGGAAGCGCGUAGGGUUAGUUGAGCUUGCCUAAGGUACACAAGUCGACCGACAGUGAGUGAGAGAGAGAGGCCGUACGUCGGUUCAUUAGAGAACCAAAGUCCAAAAUUGGGCAAGGAAGCGCAGACGUCGCUGCCUCCUCCUCGGCCUCGGGUCCUAUAGAACUUGCCGAGUUGGUUCUUCAACUCAGUCUUCUUCUUUCUCGCUGCCUAAUCCAUUUUUCUGAUGGCUAAUUUCACACACAUUAUUAUCAUUUUGGGUCGUAAUCCUAUUUGGGCAGCCUUGACUACUCUUUCUACUUCCGUUCUUUGCUUCUUCUCCAUGACAAUGUUGUAUCACCUUAUUAUUUGAUUAUAAAAUUAGAUACCGUAUGAAAAUCAUAAAUUUUUUUACAAUAUCAAUUGUACACGUCGAUCUUUUUAAAUUUUAAUAUAGUGAAUUCAUCAAUAAUGGAGUCUACAUCCAUACCAAUAACAUACUCUCUUUAAGAUAAAAUAGUUAACCAAUUGGCGAGAAAUUCAUCGCUCAUUUUAUUUCAUAGAUAAUUUUUCACCUAUUUCAUUUGUGAAAAGGUUCUCUCCGUAGUUGUUGAAACGAGCAAGGCCAACACUAGACAAAUCAAUCGACUAAUCAAUAUAUAUAUUUUGUGUCAAUCCCUAUUUUCACCAGUUACUCUAGUAAUUUUUCAAGUGAACAAACCUCAUAUUUCUUUUAAUAUUUUACGUUUUUUACUUUUAGAAUUUUAGGUUUCAUUGCUUGUUUUUCUUUAGGCGAGAAUCUUUGGAGUUAGAAUUUUCAGGUUAAAUUUAGAGCUGUGUUUUGAAUAUGUUCAUCAGACCCAUUUUCCUAAUUACACACAAUCUUAUUAUAAAAUAACAUUGGACCGAAUGACUACAACUGAUAAACUAAUAAGGGCUAUACUAACUUCGGAUCCAGAGGAGGGCUGGGCCGUGGCCCGGGGUGGUCUCCCCCUGGAUCCGCCACUGAUAAUGAAAACCCAUGAUAAUGAAAACUGAUAAUCAAUACCAUCUAUUGCACAAUGUGAUUUGAAGUCUAUAAGCAAUAUGUUAGGGGUUAGGACGUCCAACUCGAUUCACGAUUGGUAGAUUCCGCAUGUUGUGUUCUACGGCAGCAAAAUUCAAAUGAUUGUGAAUCACGAUAGACAUGUUUCUACUAUUAGUGUGAUAGGAAGUCCUUAUCCUAAUAGGUAUUGAAUCUUCGUUUUGAACUUUGAUUUCAAUCGUUUAGGAUAUUAAAAAAAAAUCUUAUGGUUUCUACCAUAGUAUCUUAAGUAAUCUCACAUGCUUUCGUUGUGAAAGACAUUAGCCUAAGCUUGUACAUUUGCAAGUGCUCACUUCAUUGCUGCAAUACUCUCUGUAAUUGCGUACCGAGUAUUAUAUAGGAUCUUCAAUUGAUCGAAUAUCAUUGAUGGGGAAGAUCCGACGGAACUAGGAGUGAACAAUAGUUCGUCCAAUUCGCACCCCGUUUUGUAUUUGACAAACUAAUCGUGUUGUGAUUCUCGAAUUCGUAAAAUUUACCGGACCAUAUUAAAUGUACCUCUGUUCAUUCUGAACAACCGGUAUCCCUAUGUGAUUUGGUUUGAUUCGGAACCAAAUCAAACCCACGAUCGAGAUGGUCACAGACGAUCUUUGGGAUUGAUAUUCCAUUGACCGGAAAAGUCGAGAAGUUUAAGUUUUACCAAAGAGGAGAGGGAGAAGAACCCAAGAAGUGAAAGAAAGAAACGCAGGUUAGAGAGAGAAAGAGAGACCAGGGGCGAUGAACCUUAGCAGACACGCACACAGAGAAAAGGAAGAGAAAGCUUUCCCCAAAAUGAAUGAAUGUCAGUCCAAUCCCCCACCUUCCUACAGUCCACAACUUGCCUCUUCCCCUCUCUCCCUCUUGCCUAAAAUUAAAUACCCAAAAAAGAAAGUUUGAAAGAAGAAACAAACCGGAAGAUGAACAAAUUCACUGAAUCCACCUCCCCCCCUCAAAAUCAUCUCUCCCCCUACCGAAAAACACCCCAACCUUUGCCGCUUCCUUGCUCUGUUAUUAUUACUCUAUUCACUGCAAGUAGCCUCCUAAUCUUCUUAACCCACCUAAAGCGGAAACCUCCCCAUUUCCUGCUCACCCAACUGGUGGAAAAAUAUUAAGCUCAAUCCAAAGGAAGAUUGAUUCAUCCAUCCUCUUCCUCCCCUCUGUUUUCUGUUCUUAAAAGAAAGGAAUCACCCACAGAGAGAUAGAUAGAGAGAAAGAUUAAUCUUUCUUAAUCUUCUUUGCUUCCUUAACUGCCGGCUUCUCAUUCUGCAACCAAUACUUAACAGGCCCUCCGUUUCCCCUUCACCAGCUGCUUCACAGGUUCGUUUCAUAUCUCCCUCUAAUAGUCUUUAGUUUCGGUUUUCUUUGGUGAUCCCAGUGAAACAAGGUUCGAACUUUAUACAUAAUUCUGCACUGGGUUUUCGAAUUCAGGAUCUGGGUUGUUGUUGAUUGGUGAUUUCUGUAAUUGGGUUUUGAUUUUUUUGUCGAUUCAGCGGGAACAGACCUAACAAUCCUCUUCCUCUGUUUUUUUCUCCCCUUUUCCAGGCUUGUGAUUUUCCGGGAAAACGCAAUUUAGCUGUUGGGAUUAUUGAAACCGCGAGAACACAAUAAACUGGCGGAUGAGUCGAGGAAUUUCUGGCGAACCAAUAACAGAAUGUUAGUAGAUUCCAUCGUUUCCCUCCUCUGCUGCAAAUCCUCCACGCUUGAACCAGCUUCUUUUCUCUAGCAUUUCAAGCAUUCCGACAAGUGGCUUCAGAUUCGACAAUUUUGGUACCGUUCGUCUAGUUAAAUGAACUUUGGGAACGCCAAUUCAGAUUCAACAGAACAACAGAGAAUCCCAAUCGAUCUACAGAGCCCUUGCGUGACCGGCAUUAUGGAGAUGAUGACAUCAAGAAACAGAGCCGCUCCUCCUUCUCAGUACUCAUCUUCAUCCGGUUCAAUUCCAGUCCCGCACCAAUUUAGGUCGGAGAUGGAGAAGAAGAGAUUCUUGUACAGUCAGAGAUCACAGAGCGGGAACAGUAGUAGUCCAUCAAGAAGCAGGCUGUUGCCGUCUGGUUAUUUCAGCUUGGAGUCUCUGUUUCUGUUAAUUGGACUGACGGCGUCUCUGCUCAUACUGCCUCUCAUCCUUCCGCCGUUGCCGCCCCCGCCGUUUCUGCUGCUUCUGAUUCCGAUAGGGAUCUUGGUUCUGCUCAUGUUCUUGGCUUUGAUGCCUAAUGCUAGGGAUAUGACCACUUAUACAUCUCUGUAAAUUUUCCUCACUUGUUCUUUGAACAAAAACGUUGAAGAGCUUGGAAUUAGUAGGUCAGAAGCAAAAAGGAUCAAUCUUUGCCCUUAUUUUGUUUAGACUAGUUAAGAUAAAAUUCAAGAAGAAUACGUAUACUUAUGAAAAAAGAGAGAAAUUGAAAGAUGGUAGGUUUGGAAAUUGAGAUUUUGUUAAGCUUUCGUUUUCCAUUAGUUUUAUUCAAGGGUGACAAAUUAUGUUUAUUGCAAUAUAUAUGAGUUUAUUAGAAGAAGAAAGUAUUAAUAAAUCAUUUCACAAAGAAGCACGACAAUACAAUUUACAUUACUGUUUAAGGACCAUAUUUGAUCAAACUUGUUGCUGUCCAAACUAGCCAUGGAAGUUUACCCUCUACCUACUUGAUUCGUGAAAUUUUACGGUUCACUCUGUCAAUAUAAGUUCAAGAUAUUUUCUCUUGAGUAAAUGCAUUAAAUGAUUCGUGAAAUUUUACGGUUCACAUACAACUUCAAGAUAUUCUCUUUCGAGUAAAUACAUUAAAUGAAUAGGUGAUUUAUUCGCGAACAAGUAUGUCAAAAAUAUUGUGUUUCAAAUUAUGAAUACUCCAUAUUAUACUUUAAACGAUUUCCCAAACCUUCUACAAAGAAGACACUUACAUUGUUCAACAUAUGGAACUCUUAUAUCUUGUUCGCCUCUCUAAAUAUAUGUAAAGUAUAAGUUUGAAUUCCCUUCUAAAAUUGUAUUGUGAAUAUUCGAAACUUAUAAGAAGCUUUGCUUUAAUUGAUAAUAUAUAUAGUGACUACUUCGGCGCACUCACAAAAAUGAGUGCGUUCAAUGCACCCAACUCAAAAACUAGUCUUAAGGAGUCGGAUUUUGAAUUUUAAUUUGUAGAAUUAGUAUAAUAUGAUGAUAUAACAUAUGAUAACAACUAAUUACCGGAUUACCCUAAGCCCUAGACCUCCAAUUUUGAGUUCUAUCCCUAAACUCCAAACUGUAAACCCUAACCCUAACCCUAGAUCUUUAAACUCUAAAUCCUUCAAAUUAAAGCAAAUCUUUCAUGGUUUUUGUGCAAAUUCAUGUGCGUUAUUGUUCAUCACAUCAUAAGUGAUGAUUGACAUCAUUUUGACAUAAAUCUCAUGUUUAAAAUGACGAUUAUGAAGCGAGUGCACUGAAUGCACCCAAAAAAGUGAGUGCACCAAAGACGCAACCAUAUAUAUAUAUAUAUAAAUGUUAUUAAGAACAUUAUUCUAAUCCCUACUCAUAAGAUAGAGACUAAUUUUGGAACAUUAUUAGAAUUAGUCUACCAAGAAAGUAUGUAAUCACCCGAUAAAUUCUAGACUAAUCUUUUUAUUUAAUCCAAUUGCUUAUGCAACUUGUAUGUGGUAUCACCAUUUUUGUUGGUAGUGAUGGAGUGAUGGCACCAAUACCUCCAUGUGUCAUGUGAUGCUUCCCUACUUCUUUUCUCCCAAUUGCUUUGAUUCCCAAUUUGUAGUGUAUUGUCGCUCAAUAAACUAAAAAUCCACAUGAUUGGAUAGGAGAGGUCAUGAAGAUGCAAUUAGCAGCCAAAGGGGAUGAAUGCUUCCUAAUUUAGGUAUGCAAGUGCAACCCUACCGCAUGAUACACAUCUAUCCCAACUUCAUCGUGUGACGAAAUCAUGUGGGGUUGAAUGAAAGUAUGUUCAUUUGGGUUGACUGUAUUUGUAAAUGCGAUGAUUUUUUGAAAUAAGUUUCGUUACAACAC